Knipowitschia caucasica is the source of this 279-nucleotide messenger RNA. The record is from the annotation of a GenBank genome assembly. NCBI's taxonomy places the organism in Eukaryota, Metazoa, Chordata, Actinopteri, Gobiiformes, Gobiidae.
AUGGACACGUGUCUGGAACUCAAGCUCCGUGUUGGAAAAGACAUGGUUUUCUACAACUACAAUGACUGCUGGGAAGAAAGGAACAAGUGCAGCCACAAAGAGACCAGACUCAUCCCACGCAAUGAGGGAGCAGCGUCUACAGUCAGAGCUCUAUCAGACUGUUGUGAGCCGCUGCUCCUUCGCGUCAAGAAGAACCGUUUGAGAUGCAGUGGGGCCUCCACCCGCGCUCAGCACCACAGAGAGCCACACCCCCUGCUCCUGACCACAGCCCACCAGUGA